This is a messenger RNA of Syngnathoides biaculeatus (alligator pipefish), 5314 nucleotides long. RefSeq names its product decapping mRNA 2 (gene dcp2). Gene Ontology annotation, molecular function: manganese ion binding; 5'-(N(7)-methylguanosine 5'-triphospho)-[mRNA] hydrolase activity; RNA binding. Gene Ontology annotation, cellular component: P-body; cytoplasm. The record is from RefSeq and is a predicted model, not a curated record. Lineage: Eukaryota; Metazoa; Chordata; Actinopteri; Syngnathiformes; Syngnathidae. The coding region runs from base 3373 to 4392 and encodes 339 amino acids. The transcript is spliced from 10 exons. Gene Ontology annotation, biological process: deadenylation-dependent decapping of nuclear-transcribed mRNA; nuclear-transcribed mRNA catabolic process, nonsense-mediated decay.
UCAUCAUAGGUGCAUGUCCACUGUGACUGAGAUAAUCUAAUAAGAAAAAUCGAGAAAUCACAAUGUCUGAUUUUCAUUUUUUUUUAAACAAUUUAUUUGUGUGAUACAGCUGUAAAUAAGUAUUUCAACACUUGUCUAUCAGCGAGAAUUCUGACCCUCAAAGACCUGUUAGUCCGCCUUUAAAAGUCCACCUCCACUCCAUGUAUUAUCCUGAAUCAGAUGCACCUGUGUCAGGUCGUUAGCUGCAUGAAGAUACACCUGUCUACCCCAUACAAUCAAUAACACUCAAACUUGUAACAUGGCCAAGACCAAAGAGCUGUCCAAAGACACCAGAGAUAAAAUUGUACAACUCCACACAGCUGGAAAGGGGUAUGGAGAAAUUGGCAAGCAGAUUGGUGGAAAAAAAGGUCCACUGUUGGAGCAAUCGUUAGAAAAUGGAAGAAGCUAAACAUGACGGUCAAUCUCAAUCGGAGUGGAGCCCCAUGGAAGUUAUCACCUCAUGGGAUCUCAAUGAUCCGUAGAAAGACAGGCCUUGACUUAGCUGUCAGUGACCUGAAAAGAGCUUGGACCACCGUUUCCAAGGUGACUGUUGGUAAUACACUAAGACGUCAUGCUAAGAAUCAUGCAUGGCAUGGAAGGUUCCCCUGUUUAAACCAGCACAUUUCAAGGCCCAUCUUAAGUUUGCCAAUGACCAUUUGGAUGAUUUUUGUUAUUUUUGUGCACAUGGGACAGGACGACUGCACUGUAUUAAGGAGAGGAUGACCGCGGCCAUGUAUUGCAAGAUUUUAGGGAACAACCUCUUUCGCUCAUUCAGAGCAUUGAAGAUGGGUCGUGGCUGGGUCUUUCAACAUGACAAUGACCUGAAGCACACAGCCAGGAAAACCAAGGAGUGGCUUCGUAAGAAGCAUAUCAAGGUUCUGACUCGGCCUAGCCAGUCUCCAGACCUAAACCCAAAAGAAAAUCUUUGGAGGGAGCUGAAACUCUGUGUUUGUCUGUGACUGCCCAGAGACCUGUCUGAUCUAGAGAUCUGUGUGGAGGAGUGGGCCAAAAUCCCUCCUGCAGUGUGUGCAAACCUAGUGAAGAACUACAGGACACGUUUGACCUCUGUAAUUGCAAACCCUAACCCAAAUAUUAACAUUGGUUUUCUCCGGUGUUCAAAUACUUAUUUGCAGAUGUAUCACAAAUAAAUUAAAGAAAUCAUACAUUCUGAUUUCUGGAUUUUUCAUUUUAGAUUAUCUCUCUCACAGUGGACAUGCACCUAAGAUGAAAAUUUCAGACCCCUCCAUAUUUCUAAGUGGGAGAACUUGCAAUAUAGCAGGGUGUUAAAAAACUCAUUUUCUUCACUGUAGAUGGAAAGAUAACUUUGAGAAGUUGAAUGAAGAAAAUGAGAGAGAAUAAAGAGUAAAAGAGAUGAUUUUGAAGGACCAGGAAGUGGCAAUGAUUAGUAAGGGGUGAGUUAAAAAGGCACAAAAGAGGAUGAAAAAAGGAAAGUGAGUUGGUCCUGAUGCUAUACCUGUGGAAGUAUGUAAUCAAUUAGGAGAGGUGGCUGUGGAGUUUUUGACCAACUUAUUCAAUAGAAUACUAGCAGGCGAGAACAUGCCAGAAGAAUGGCGGAAAAGUGUGCCAGAACCCCAUUUUUAAGAACAAAGGCAACGUUCAGAGCUGUGGAAACUAUCGAGGAAUAAAGAUGAUGAACGAAUGAACAAUAAAGUCAUGGGAAAGAGUAUUGGAGGCUAGACUCAAGAAGUAAGUAUAUGCGAGCAACAGCAUGGUUUCAUGCCUAGAAAGAAGACCACAGAUGCAUUAUUUGCCUUUGGGAUGCUAGUGGAAAAGUAUAGGUACAUUGUCUUUGUGGGUCUAGAGAAAGCCUAUGACAGAGUACCAAGAGAAGAACUGUGGUACUGCAUGCAUAAAUCUGCCCCGGCAGAGAAAUGUCAGAAUACUUGAGGACAUGUAUGAGGUCAGCAGAACAGUGGUGAGGUGUGCCGUAGGUAUGACAGAAGAAUUCAAGGUGGAGGUGGGACUGCAUCAGGGAUCAAAUUUGAGCCACUUCCUGUUUGCUGUGAUAAGGUUAGACUGGAGUCCCCUUGGACCAUGAUAUUCACUGAUAUUGUGAUUUGCAGUGAAAGCAAGGGGCAAGUGAAGGAACAGUUAGAUGGAGGCAUACACUCAAAAGGAGAGGAAUGACGAUUAGUAAAACAGAAUAUAUGUUCAUGAGUGAGAGAGGUGGAAGGGGAAGAGUGAGGCUCCGGGGCGAAGAGAUAGCGAGGGUUGAUGACUUCAAAUACUUGGGGUCACCAAUCCAGAGCAAUGGUGAGAAGAAGAAAAGAAAUGAGUCCAAGGAGGUUGGAGCAGCUGGCGGAAGGUGUCUGGUGUGUUAUGUGACAGAAGAGUCUCUGCUUGGAUGAAGGGCAAAGUUCAUAAAACAGUCGUGAGGCUGGCCAUGAUGUACGGAUUAGAGACGGUGGCACUGAAGAGACAACAGGAAGGAGAGCUGGAGGUGGCAGAAAUAAAGAUGUUGAGGUUCUUUCUAGGAGUGAGCAGGUUGGAUAGGAUUAGAAAUGGGUUCAUUAGAGUGUCAGCCAAAGUUGGAUGUUUUGGAGACAAGUUUCGAGGGACCAGACUUUAAUGGUGUGGACAUGUCCAGCGGCGAGAGAGUGAGUAAAUUUGUAGAAGGGUGCUGGGAAUGGAGCUUCCAGGGAUGAGAUCAAGAGGAAGACCAAAAAGAAAGUCGAUGGAUGUUGUAAGGAAAGACAUAAAGGCAGUUGAUGUUAGAGGAAGAUUCAGGAGAUAGGCUUAAAUAUAAAAAGAUGACACACUGUGGCGACUCCUAACAGGACAAGCUGAAAGGAAAACAAGAAUAAGAUUGUGCUGCUUAUUCUGGUGUAUGUUCCUUGCCAACCUCAGGACAAAAUAAGACAGAAAAACACAUGUACUCGAGACUUAGCUCCUUUCGGCUUCUCAUUACGGAACUGAGAGUCAUUUGUCUUCUCUGAAGUUUCACAAUAUAUGCUUGGGUUCAGAUAUUCAUUGCCUGAAGGGAACAAGGCCACAACAUCAAAUAGAUGCUAAUUGUCAGCCUGUGUGCCAAUUGAGUUUCCCAUUGUUGAUAAGCAUCAAGGUCACUGAGGCUGUGUGCUUGUUUUAAAUGCAAAAUGUAAUUUUUUGUUUUAUAUUUAGUUUGACCCUGCGUUUCAUCUUAGAGUAUCAGUAAACGUAUUGGAGCCUCUUUCUUGAAUAGUUAUCAAAUUGAAAGGAAAAGAUUAUUACAAACGCUAAUUAUAAUUAAGUUGGAACAUUGUGUAAAAUGUAAAACAAAACAAUGAUUUUCUAAUCAUUUUCAACCUGUAUUCAGUAGCAGACACAACUGUCAUGGUUGGAGCUAGUGAAGGGCAAGGAAGGCACGGCAAGCUGUGCAAGAUCCAAGUGCAGGAUGUGCAGAAAGUCCUUGAACAGUGGAAGGAGUAUAAGAUGGGCGUUCCUACUUAUGGCGCAAUCAUUCUUGAUGAGUCAUUAGAAAGUGUUCUCCUUGUUCAGGGCUACCUUGCAAAGUCAGGCUGGGGCUUUCCCAAAGGGAAAGUGAAUGAGGAUGAAGCGCCUCAUGAUUGUGCUGUUCGUGAAGUGUUCGAGGAAACUGGCUUUGACAUUAAAAAUCGUAUCGGCAAAGAUAUGUACAUAGAGCAGAAAAUCACUGACCAACUUGUACGGCUCUAUAUCAUACCAGGAGUAUCCAAGGAUACGAAGUUUAAUCCCAAAACUAGAAAGGAAAUCAGGAAUAUUGAGUGGUUCUCAAUUGAGAAGCUGCCAUGUCACAGAAACGACAUGACCCCAAAGUCUAAACUUGGACUUGCCCCCAAUAGGUUUUUUAUGGCUAUUCCAUUCAUAAGGCCGCUAAAGGAAUGGAUCAGCAGAUUGAGAGGUGAGCCUCCAGAUAGUGAUGAAGACUUUGCAAGCAAUGUCACGACGCCAGGCAAAGCCUCAGACAAUGCAAGAUCAAAGUCCCGGCGCCUCACUGGUAGUGAAGUAUUUCCUGGAGAUGGUUAUACCAAACAAAAGCAACAGAAGGAGCUGAGUCACUAUGAGCUGAACCAGAGCCAACACUUCAAAAGCAAUGGGAAGAAAUGUCAAGAUUCAUCUUAUUUAAAGAAAGGAACCAAUGAAAAUGGAUUCACCAACCAGCAGUCAUUUCAUUUACUAUUUGUGCAGAAAGAAGAUAAAUGGCUUCAUCCUAGAAGACUACAAGAUAGAUUUGAGAAAGAUGGCCCUCCAUGCAGCUCUUGUGAUGGUCAACAGACUGCCCACCAAAAAGAUUUGGAGGAUCUCCUGUCGUCUAAAUCUUUCCUCAGUUUUAAAUUUGACAAAGAUGCUAUUAUGAGAUGUUUUGACUUCUGACAUUAGAGACAAAGUCUUUCCUGUGUUAUGAUCCAACGUGGCCAUCUGAGAACUUUUUUUACUUAUCCUGGGCACACACAAAAGGGUGUCAAGGAUUGUGUCCUUCUUAUUUGUUUCCGAUUUGUUUUACACACUAUCAUAUUUAGCGUACAAAAAUGUUUCCUCCAACAACCUUCACUUGGUCUGAACUUCAGGGUCAGACAUUUCUGUUUAGUGUUGUGUAGAAUCUGCCAUGAAAUUAUUACACAUAUACACACGUGUGUGUGUGUGUGUGUGUGUGUGUGUGUGUGUGUGUGUGUGUGUGUGUGUGUGUGUGUGUGUGUAAAUCCAAGUUUCUGUUCUGUUUUUGAACACUUGGUAUCAAGUUAAGAGGGCUUCCUCCCAAAUCUUGAAAGAUUUUAUCCAGCAACAUAGAAUGUGAUGCGUUUUAAUAAACAAGUGCAGUUUGUCUUAUUUUUAAAGUUAUAUCAACCCAACAUUUUAUUGUGUAGAGGUUUAUGGUUAGCAUUACUCAAAUUAAUUAAAAUGAAUGAACGAUAAGAAUGAAAUACAUAACGAACAUUUUUAAAGUCACAGUAAAUGAUCUGUGUCCAAAAUUAGUCAUCCAAUUUUUAUCUUACCUGGAAUUUUGCUGGUUUCCAAGACAAAUGACGUCAUGAUUUUAUUUAGGAUUUUGGAGGGCACUUGACAUUUAUGCCAUAUUUGUCAGUGGUCUGCCCCCAGAAAUAUUUUAAAUAAAAUACAGUGCAUUGAUUUUUAUGAACUCAAGCCACACGUCUUGAUGUUCUGACUGAAAUGUGUACCACUGUGUACUUGUUUAGUUGAAAUUUUAUAGCUGUCCAAUGCUGCCAACCAAAGGGUUCCACUAUGCUGGUUAGGUUAAAAAAAAAAAAAAGGGGGGGGGGUUGCCACAAUCACCUCU